AUGUGGCCUAAAUUGACAGCUAAAAAACCAACGAAUACUGACUUCAUACCGGUAGAGAGGUCUGAGAGAGGAGAUGAUCUUGGUGAGGAAAGGCAUCAAUUUCUACACCGGCUGGCGAAUAUUGUAGCUGUUCUCACGCAUUGUCUUCUCGUGGCUAGCAUCAUUUUACUGCUUGUGAAACUAUCUUCUACGUCCGACAACACGGAUUACGAAGCGGAAAACUCCUACCUCCCAGAGAUAUUUGAAUUCUCUGAAACAAGAUAUGCUGCUAUGUUUGAAGAAUUCAUUCAGAGUUACAACAAGGUUUACGCCGACGAGAACGAGAAGAACUUCCGUUUCACAGUGUUCGUGAAAAAUGUGGUGUAUUUUGAAGAGGAAGAGAGAAAUCAUCCUGGUUUGGACCUUGACGUUACAAGAUUUGCAGACUGGACUGAGGAGGAAAUGAGAAAGUUCCUCUCAAGUGAUCUGAGAGAAGUAAAUAACGAAGAACAUGGAUCCGAAGGAACAGAACCAUAUGAAGAAGUGCAAAGACCAGUGUCAGUUGAUUGGGUCAGUGCAGGGAAGGUCAUCGAUGUGAAAGAUCAAGGACAAUGUGGUUCGUGCUGGGCAUUUGCUACAGUUGCAUCUGUGGAAGCCGCCUAUGCUAUCAAAACUGGUCAGUUGACAAGACUUAGUGAACAGGAGUUGGUGGAUUGUGAUUCUAGAAACAAUGGAUGCAAUGGUGGAUACAGACCCUAUGCUAUGAGAUUUGUUCAAGAGCAUGGUUUGAUGAAGGAAACCGAAUAUCCGUACUGUGGCACCGAUCAGAACGCUUGCCGAUUGAAGAACACUACAGAGCGCGUUUACAUCCAUAGUUACCGUACUCUUUCAAGCAAUGAAGACGCUGUAGCCGACUGGAUUGCUGCCAACGGUCCAGUUACUUUUGGAAUGAACGUGACGAAAUCCUUAUAUAGCUAUCGCAGCGGCAUUUUCUCACCAUCGAAGGAAGACUGUGAGCAGCAUUCGCUAGGAUCACAUGCUUUGACAUUCGUUGGCUACGGUACAGAAGGCGGCCAACCGUACUGGCUUGUGAAAAACUCGUGGGGUUCACGAUGGGGACAGAAUGGAUAUUUCAAGAUGGCACGAGGAGGAAACAUAUGUGGUGCAGCAAAUAACGUUGUAGGUCCCAUGUUGUAG
Messenger RNA from Necator americanus (New World hookworm), 1176 nucleotides. RefSeq lists its product as uncharacterized. The record is from RefSeq and is a predicted model, not a curated record. The transcript has 10 exons. Gene Ontology annotation, molecular function: cysteine-type endopeptidase activity. NCBI's taxonomy places the organism in Eukaryota, Metazoa, Nematoda, Chromadorea, Rhabditida, Ancylostomatidae. Gene Ontology annotation, cellular component: lysosome. The coding region runs from base 1 to 1176 and encodes 391 amino acids.